Molecule: messenger RNA, 2309 nt
Organism: Phlebotomus papatasi
Lineage: Eukaryota; Metazoa; Arthropoda; Insecta; Diptera; Psychodidae
Product: protein FAM114A2
Exons: 2
Coding region: 105-2231 (708 amino acids)
Source: RefSeq, a predicted model, not a curated record
AUAUCUUCCACUGUUGUUUGUUUACAGGGUGCGUACUACGUUGUCAAAAAGUUUUUCUUUUCACCUGUGUUUUUUUUCAUGAAAAUUCAUAGAGAAAGGUAACGAUGUCGAGUUCAGAAGGUGAAUUUGAGAGUGCUGAUGAGGAUUUUGCUGUGGAAGAGAAGAAAAGUGCAAAAAAGGAAAAAGAAGAAAGUGUUUCUGUGAAAAUUACCAGUGACAACAAAAAUCAAAUCGUGGCUAGAAAAUCGUCAUCGGAAAUCCAAUCUGGGCUACUCGAGGCCAUAGCUGAUGUGAAAAUUGAUACAUCUGCUGAGGAACAUAGUUCCAGAGAACCAGAAAUUCAGGAAAAAUCUCCAGAAAAGGAAGAUGACUCAAAGAAAUCCAAUAAACGAUCCGUUCGAAAGAUCGAGAAACCUUCUCGUGAAGGAAAACCUAAACCAAUGAAGCUGGGUAUGAAAUUAAACAGUCCUACAGGCCCUAGAGACCCCUCCUCAAAAGAAUCCGCACCAUUUACCGUGGUACAGGCCCCACCAGAGCCCAAAAUUGUGCCCCAGGCUGAGCCAAAAGACCCUGAAAAGCAAUCAAAUGACGGAUGGGACUUCGAUGAUUGGGGAGAUAGUGAUGCAAUCGAUAGCAAGAAAGACCAGGGUGAGGCAGAAGACAAAGACGGAUGGGACAGAGAUGACUGGGAAUCGGAUGAUUGGGAAAAACCAACGAAAUUCGACACUGAAGAUUCAAAAAAAUCCGGAGGAGAAAAUUUAUACAGUGUUUUUCCAGUUCUCUCAGAAAUUUCCCAGCAAAAACCAUCGGAAACUGAAAAAAAUUCAGGAAUCUUUCAGAAUCUAUCGAGAAUGAUUAAAACCUCCCAAGCCUCAUCAUCCUAUGAUACCUUUCCUGUUUUGGGUGAAUUGGGAACAAAGCAAACAUUCAGUGAACCUCCUCAGGAUGAAAUGCAAAAACCCAAGGAAAAAGAGGAGGAAAAACUUUCCAGUGUGUUAGAUAAAUUGUCCAAUGAUACCUCGAAAUCCCAAUCAUGGGGCUGGAAGCCAUGGGGAGGAUUCUCGACGCUCCUUUCAACGGCAUCAGAAGGAGUAGCAACCCUUACUCAUGGCUUGUCUUCGGUUAUUGAGACAGGAAUGGGUGUUCCAGACCCAGCAGAUUUAGCCAAAGCUCAGAAGGAGGAAGCCGCAAAACGUGGGGAAGGUGAACCUGAUGGAACUGUAACUCCGAGUUCAGAAACUUCAGAUAGCAGCAAAAAAUCCGAGGAGAGGUCAUUAAAAUUCGGUCAACUGGUUUCGGGUGUUCAGCAAAUUGGGAACAAAGUGAUAAGCGGUGGCUUGGACACCCUCGAGGGUAUUGGGAAAAAGACAAUGACGAUACUCCAAGAGAAUGAUCCCGGACUCAUGAAUAAGAGGAAAAUGCUCGGGUUGGAGAGCGAGAGACCCGUACUAAGUCAGAUUUUGCGAGAAGCCAAGGAAAAGACGGAGGAGACUGAGAGGCAGAUGAAGCAGAUGCAUAAACAUCUCUACAGAAAACAAUUGCACUUUGAGACCCUUUUCGACGACUACUGCGGUUUAGUGCACCUUGAGGCACUGGAAAUCCUCUCAAAGCAAUGCGUCCUGAAACUCCAGUCCCUGCUGGCUCCGCUGACGGGGAAGGCACUUCAGGAGAUGCAGGAGACCAUUGGGGAGGUCAAGGAACUGUGUGAAUUGCCAGAGAUGGAGGCGGAUGAUGCAGAUGGGAUGCACACGGUUGAGGAGUUGAGAGAAAAAUUUGGGACGGCUGUUGAAGAUUUGGGCAUUGAGGUGGACUUCAGGGAGAUCCUAGAGAGUUGGCAAUCCUAUACAAAUUGGCUGAUGGAGAAGAACAUGAAGCAGAGUAGGGAAAUUCACGAUAAGGCCCUCCAUUGCCUGGCAGAGACGACAGCUCUUUGCGUGUGCAAGAUGCACAAAUUGGCAGAGUUGAUUUUGGUGCUGGAUCAUCACAGUACAGCCAAUGAAGCAGACAGCCUGGUUCAGUUGACGACGAUUUUCUGCUGGCACUUGAAUGGAAUUGCUGCGAGAUUUGGGGAUCUACUCAGUGGACCUGGCGUGAGUGUAAAUCCCGAUGAGGAAGCUGAUGAUCCCAAUAGUUUGAUAACGUCGAUUUUCCUCGAGGGUUCAAAUAGCACGUCCUACGUUCAGAAUGCCUUCCAACUCUUCAUACCCAUUCUUCAACUAGGAGCCGCGUGAGCAUCACUUAUCAACUUUGUUAAAUAUCCUAAGGUCUUUUUUUAUCAUGUAUUAAAUACAGAGAUAUCCCAAAAAAAA